This is a messenger RNA of Nerophis lumbriciformis (worm pipefish), 1782 nucleotides long. The record is from RefSeq and is a predicted model, not a curated record. NCBI's taxonomy places the organism in Eukaryota, Metazoa, Chordata, Actinopteri, Syngnathiformes, Syngnathidae.
AUGUUUGCCAGAGGCAGGGGUCGAACGCCCUACGGUAAUAGUUUAACAAAGUCCCUUCGCCCAAAGAAGACUGCACCUCUUCAUAAAAAAGAAUGGGUGAGCACCAACAGUGACCUCGCCAAGUACAAAUUGACCCCAGCCGAAUUGAAUUAUCGCAGAGAGAGCCGCAAGUCACACAACAAAGCGGUAGCUCAGUGGGAACUGCGAGAAAAAGCCUUGAGAGAGCGCUUCCGUCAUGCUGGAGGUAGUCCUUUGGACAAGGACAGUCAAAGAAUCAUAAGAGAGGUGUUUUCUGAAAAGAUGCUCUUGCAUGAUGUGCUCGCCCGCUCAGACCGAACUUUGGCUGUGGUCAAUGAGCUUUUUGGAGAACCCCAAUGCAGAACGAUUGGACAUCCCAGUGUGACACUGGCCCCAAACUCAGACUCUCCUAUUUCCCAGCGAUCCACUGAGCCACCCUCUCUCAAUGACUCCAACUUGGAUCAUCAGGCCCUAAUUGAAACAGAGAACAACGACUACUACUACAGUGAUGAAGAGCCUGAAGCGGGAAGACUCUUCCAAAGUAAAAAAAAGGAGAAGAUCAUGACGAGACGGCCUCAGCGCCAAAGGGGGCGUCAUGGUGUUAAUGAAUGCACACCAACCAGAGCACCUGUCCAAACUGCUCUUAAUGCCACACCAGUGGUCCAGCGUGUAAGGUCCAGACACAACCACUCAGAGGAACCCAAUGAGGGGGAGUCUUUGCUAGUAUCACAAGUCCUAAACCCUGACAUUUCCCCCAGACAGCCAGGUAGCUGUCAGCCUACUAAAACCAGAAAAACUGUCAAGUUUAAUGACGGUUCCUCCGUGGUGUCGUUCAACGGUGAAAAGUCAGGCCUAGGCCUGCUACAAAGCAUGUUAGCUGAAGUGGAGCACGAAUUGGAUUCCCUGAGUCCACAAACGUCGACGCAGACUCUGCAACACCCGGCGCAAGGGCUUACUGGCUUCUCCUUGGCUUUGGUGUCCACUCUGGCACGCCUGGUUCGCCUCAUUAAAAAGCGAGAACAUGACGCUGAAACCGCAAUCGAGGAAAAGCGUAAAUUGGAGGAGAGUCUGAGAGAACAACGACACCUGAUUGACGCUCUGACUGCGGAGACCAUGACUCUGAGAGAAGAAACCUCCUCCUUGCAGGCUGAAUUGAAGCAGCGCACAGCAGAAAUGGACAGAAAACUGGACUCUGCGGUGUCCGCAAUGGCGACGCACAUCAACCAACACCGAGGCGCUGAUGUCAUUGCAACAGAGCCAGAACAGAACGCCUACAACAAACCGCCAACCAACAACUCAUCGUCCAGUUUUACGUCGCAAAUUUCUCCUGACUCCGGGCUCGUCGAGCUCCGCCGACUCAAAGACACGAUUAGCGCCCAGCUAAGUCAAUUUGAGAGCAUCGGAAAGUCACCUGGCAGCAGUUCGGAGCAGAAGUGUUCAGGUUCUGGCAGGACGGGGCCCGAGACUACUGCAAGGCUCGGUCAAUACACCGAUCAAAUGAUGCAUACAAAUGCGGCUACUGUCAAUAACAGCAUAUAUAGUGUACAGCAGCGGCUCCUGGAGCUCAACAGGCAAAACACAGCAGCCAGAGAGCGACUGCUGGAUCUCAUUGAACAGCAGAAGCAGACCGUUUCUGAUCGAGUUUCCCCACUCGGAUCCCCCGUGCCUCCCUCGGCGUUCAGCCCGCAACAUUCAGAUGAGAUUGUUCAUGACGGCUACAUUAUCACUAAGAUGGAAAUGGAAGCACUGAUGGAUCCCCGCUGA